Molecule: messenger RNA, 1818 nt
Organism: Hypoxylon fragiforme
Lineage: Eukaryota; Fungi; Ascomycota; Sordariomycetes; Xylariales; Hypoxylaceae
Product: yippee-domain-containing protein
Exons: 1
Coding region: 578-1486 (302 amino acids)
Source: RefSeq, a predicted model, not a curated record
AUAAAGCCCGAUAAAGCUAACAUUGAAGGAGGGGUGGACGCCUCCGAUAAGAGAAUCCCAUAGCAAGAACUGCACCUGGCGACCUUUCCUAAGAAUGAUGCGAUCUGAUGCACAAUGCACACGGGAUCAACUCUAAAUGGUUUAAUGCUCCAAUGCUCCUACCAUUAACAUUUAUGGAGGGCUACCACCCGCCCGCAGAUUCCGAAAUGCAAUGACUUUUAAAACCCCGUGCACGCCUGCCCAACUGUAUAUGAACCUAAUAUGUGACCUUUAAAUGUUUGCUGUCCACCCUGGGCAAGGUUCUAAGUUAUUCAUUACUACAUACACAUACAUCUUCGUACAUAUAUAUCUUGAUCUGUAUAUUUAUAGGUCUCACGGAUGCGGGGUUUGAUGCUGUUACUUGCCUACCCUCAGGCCCUUACAUAUUCUCUGUUGUACGGAUUGAGCUGGACCUGGGCUGGACUUUACUCCUUUAUUUGAUAGCCAGGUUGCCUCUCGGAACCAGCAAACAAACACCAAAACAAAACAAACAUCGCGUGAACUUACCACGCUUAUUAGACGUCCAACCGCUGUUGAGAUGUACUCCAUCAUGUUCAACGAGGUGCUCCCAUCUCCUUCCCCUUCUACACCUCCGCUGCCACGAGCAGCAGAUCCAGGGCCCAGGUUCCCAAUUUACCUACUCCCAAGUCUUAAUAUGCAAUUUCGCCGAAGACGACAAAGUUCCAAUUCGAGCAGUGGAAAUCCGUCAAGUGACAUGCCACCGUCCUUGAGUUCAUCGCCAACAGACUCAGGACCAUCAAGCCCAGUAGAAAGUAGCUCACCGAAAACACCAUCGUCAUUUAUGCCUAUGUCCUUACUCUCCAAUCUUUUAAACAAGACGAAGGACAAACAUCCCCAAUCGUUAGUAGAACCUUCGGAGACUACGAGGCUUACACGAGCUCAGCCCAACACGAUUAAAUGUUCUACCUGCGCUUCCGAUUUCGCCUUCGGCUCGCAGCUCGUCAGUAAGGGAUUUACGGGCCGAUACGGGCGCGCCUAUUUAGUGGCACCGCCAGAUAACCCCCAUAAGGCCGCUAAGGAUAAAGGCCUUAUCAAUAUCAAAGUCGGCAGAUCCGAGACCCGUCUUUUGGUAACUGGAUCUCAUGUUGUUGCGGACAUCACAUGUGCUGUCUGUCAUACGAAGAUAGGCUGGAAAUAUAUUGACGCAAAAGAUGAGGGACAGAAAUACAAGAUCGGAAAGUUCAUUCUGGAGACGCAGAGAGUUGUUGUCUAUCGAAGCUGGGAAGACACCGUAGCCGAUGAUAUGCUCGAGUUCGAAAUGGACCUGUCAGAUCAACCAGCUGGAAAUGGUGAGGAGCCCAUCAUAUUCGACUCGGACGACGAAGAUGAAUGCGAAGAUCUGUUUGCGGGAUGUUGGGAUCCUGAGGUUGCUGCUAAGAGGCGAGCCCGGAAGGUCAACCGGCGCCAAAAGACCGGUCCGCAUUAAUUUCAGUCAUGAUGGUGGGGAACAUUUAUUGCAUCAUAUGGAGUUCUCAUUAUAAUACCCAGUAAUGGAUUCAAGGGCAGGGAGCCCGAGGUAUUUCAAAGUCCCAGAUACCCUAAGGAUAGGACUCGAUAAUGGGAGGAAUUAAUGUUUUCGGUGUGGGAACCUAACAAUUUGGAUAGUUCUGGGCGUUUUAGAAUCUGCGAUGUAGGUGUUUUCAAACUAACAAGUAAUAUUGAUACCCUCAUUAGGACAUUUUGAUGAUGUUAUUCUUUCCAGCCAUGAUCAUUGAAUGGUAGGAACAGAAUAUUAAUCUAUUUUUUGUACACACAAUG